UAGCGUGGUUGAAAUCCGCAGAGGGAAAGACGCCCAACUCUCUUCUUUUCAUUUUCCUUUUUCCCACCUUCCAAGAGAUAACUGAGAAGGGAGUCGGUUUGUCCGAUCGUUUGAAAUUCCGGCCACCUCUAAGUUCUUGAUUUUUCGAUGAGUUGCUUCUUGUCGUCCGACCAUCGGGGAAGAAUGUGAAUCUCUUCCCUGGAGAGUGUCUUUUAGCGUUUGUGGUGCGUUGAUCGCUUUGGUCCUAUGGGGCUUCAGUUUUCCAUGCUGGAGAGCUGCAUGCUUUGGGAUGGCCAUGGAAGAAAUGGCGGGCGGCGAAGUUGGGAGUGGCGGGAAGCAUCUCGACGUUGAGAGUGUAGUUCGGACCGAUGGGUCCCUGGCGUCGUCGAAGCCGAUUGCCGACCCGGUUGUUUAUAAACUUGUUCGGGUUGAAGGUGAUGGAACUCUAGUUCCUGCUACAGAUGAUGAGGUUAUAGAGGUUGAGGAUUUGCUUGAAGAAGACAAGGUUGAGCAGCCACUACUUGAAGCAUCUGGGCAGAAUGAAAGAUUCAUUUCUAGUGAUGAUCUCUCUUAUAGGGGUGGUGAUGAUGAGGAUUCGGAAGGGCUUGCUCAGUCUGAGAGUUUGGAUUCUGGUCCCAAGAAACGGAAUGCUAGACGUGAGUAUAUUGAGGACAUGUUGAAAAAGGUCAAAGAAGAGGAGAGGCUUCGGCUGUUGCAUGGCGUAUCUGAUGAUGCUCCAAAAUUUGCAAGUUCUGUUGCAAUAUCGUCUGAUCAUUGUGAACAGUUGCCUGUUGGUGAUGCAAGCUUCCUACCCAGUUCUGUUGUGAUGGCAACCCUUCCUUCAUUCCCUACCAGUUCAAUUGAAAAUCUAAAGAACCACUCUGAAGCAUGUGUUCAGCCCAAAAUUGAAAAAGUUGUGAAUGGAAAUUUUGUUUCAAAUGGUUCUGAAGGUACAAAAUCGGAAGUUUCUUCUGCCAAAGGUGAUAUUUGCUUGGAUAACUUGUCCAUAAGAGAACUUCAGCAAACUUUCCGGGCAACUUUUGGGCGAGAUACAUCUGUUAAGGACAAAUUGUGGCUCAAGCGCCGCAUUGCAAUGGGUUUGUCUAACUCAUGUGAUGUCUCUGCUACUGGCUUUAUCAUAGACAAGUCAUUGUUAUUUUGUGAUGAGUUGAAUGUUGUUGCAAAUGAUAACAAGCUAGAUGAUGCUCAACUUGGGGAUAAUGUUGUUAAGGAGGAGAGCUGUAAAAUGCCAGUGGCACUUGAUAGUGAAAAUGAAGGUAGACUAGCUGGUCCAGAGAGGAAAUCAACGGCAGCAAAGAAUGAAAAUUAUUCAAGUGAAGAUCCACAAAUGGAGCAAAGAGGAGCUAAAAGACUCAGGAAACCAACAAAACGCUAUAUAGAAGAGUUGUCAGAAGCUGAUACCAAGGAAAGUAAUGAGAAGUCAAGUUUAACAGGAAAAAAAUCUGCACAUCGGUACCCUUCUCAAAAAUCUCGAUCAACGGUUGUCUGUAGUACUGGAUCAGCAGAAGUGGCGGCUAUCUUGACCAGGCAAGACUCCUUUGGAGGUUCUGGGGUUCAAGUUCCAUAUGUCUCAAGAUUAAGAAGAGGUCGUCCAAGAAAAAAUUUCAUGGGUCUUCUGAAGCAUCAAAAUGGCAUGUCUGCCACAUUAGUUAAAAAAGCCCGUGGAACUCGAAGUAGGCGACAAGAUGCCGAAGCUUACAAUAGAUCAUGGAAGCCGAAAGCUCUUUCAGCUCCUGUGCAACAGAAAGCUGGUGUUGAAGCUUCAAACAAUGAAACUGCCUUGGUCCCAUAUUUGGGACGCAGACAGCAAGGUCUGGAGGUUACAAAACUAGAUCCAGUAAAGGAUCUGGAGGAGUAUCCUUUGACGGUCCCGACUGCAAAAGGUGGGACUAGACGGAAACAUCAUCGUGCCUGGACUCUAUCUGAGGUAAUGAGGCUUGUUGAAGGUGUAUCUCGCUGUGGAGCUGGAAGAUGGUCUGAGAUCAAAAGGCUUGCAUUUGCAUCAUGUGCAUACCGUACAUCCGUUGAUCUAAAGGAUAAAUGGAGGAACCUACUGAGGGCAAGUGCUCAAGCACUGACGGACAGAGCGUUCAAGAGUUCGAGGAAGCAUUCUUCUAUACCAAUUCCGGCACAAAUCCUUGUACGAGUGAGAGAGCUGGCUGCAACACACACACCACCAACAUCCAAGCAGUAUGUCAAAUUGACAGGCAAGAACGGGAAAAAUGUACAUAACAAACCAGGAAUUAUCACAUGAUAGAUAUAACUUUUGUACAUCUUGCAUGACUGUUCAUAAAUUUACAAUAAUUACAACCUACCCAAGACGCUUAGCUAUCAUCCACGUAUUGUAAACUGGCUUUGCUGUUCGUACAGUGAGCUUGCCAUUUGAGGCCACUGAGUCACAACCCCAAAAGAUGACUUCUGAGAGAGUUUUGCCCCGAGUCUGUAAAAUAAAGUUUUGACCUGUUUCCUUGUUCCUUAAACAAAGUGCAGUAACGUGCAUUCAAUUGUUAAUCUAAAGAUCGUGUGUUCAUUGUUGUCA
Nymphaea colorata (pocket water lily) is the source of this 2560-nucleotide messenger RNA. RefSeq lists its product as uncharacterized. Bases 290 to 2275 code for a protein of 661 amino acids. The record is from RefSeq and is a predicted model, not a curated record. The transcript is spliced from 9 exons. Lineage: Eukaryota; Viridiplantae; Streptophyta; Magnoliopsida; Nymphaeales; Nymphaeaceae.